AUGUAUCCACCGUGUGAUCAUGACGACCGGGCCUCCGUGGCGAGUAGUGACGGCCAUGGUCUCUCCUUCUUAGACCUCCCAGGGGAGAUUCGGAACCAGAUCUACACCAUACUCCUCUGGCGCAGAGACGACAUGGAGAGACGUAUCGUCCCCGUGCUCAAGCCGCCCAAAAAGUACACGCCAGUGGCCAGACAGCUGCAAGCACGCGAGGAGAAGCAAGGCGCGCGGCUGCGCCCGCGAUGGGGUCACACGAUCCUGACCACUCCUCCAGGCCGCUUCGCGAGGACGUGCAGGCAGGUCUACCGCGAGUUCGCGCCCAUGCUGUACUCGUCGCACACGAUCGUCCUGCACGCCGGGCGUGGCGGGCUGGGCGGCGUACAGCCGCGGUGCUGGACGUACUCGCCCUCAGAGAGCCAUGACCGUGACUCGCCCCUGGAAUACCUGAGGCGCGCGGUCCGGAACAACACGCCGGCAGAUCUGCCGCGCCCGCUGCAGCACUGCGCCUCGCUGAGCAUCACGGUCGUCACGCCCGUCAAUGCGGCGGUGCACAGGGCGUGGCUCGACGCGUUCGACUUCCUCGCGGGCGACGCGAAGAGGCUGAGACACCUCCGCGUCACCUUUGCGCACGACAAGGACCGUGAGCAGUGCCGCUUCCGCCGGACGAAUAGCAGGUCGACUCAUGACGUUGACGUGUCGGGCGGCUGCUGCAUCGAGCUCGCGAAAGACGUGGCGCUGGCACAGAGGCUCGGCAGGCUUCGCAGGCUCGAGAGGCUCGAGAUACGGGGGGUGUACGAGGAUGUAUGGCCAGCUGUACUGGAUAAACAUAUUGUUCAUUAUGGCAAUGGGGGUGGGCGUAAUAGUGAUAGUCAUGACGAUGAUGGCGACAUUGGCGAUGUACCAAGACUGGCAGUGCACCUUGUCGGGUUUCUAUGCACGCUAUGGGACGCCGACCAUGGCGGCACGGACGGCGGGUCUCGCGAAACCAAGCUCAUACGUGUGGACUAUCGUAGGGAGCGCAGGCAUCAAGCAGCGUGCAAGUUGUCACGAGAUCAAACACGAACUUUGUAG
Molecule: messenger RNA, 1068 nt
Organism: Microdochium trichocladiopsis
Lineage: Eukaryota; Fungi; Ascomycota; Sordariomycetes; Xylariales; Microdochiaceae
Exons: 1
Coding region: 1-1068 (355 amino acids)
Source: RefSeq, a predicted model, not a curated record